Messenger RNA from Phasianus colchicus (ring-necked pheasant), 389 nucleotides. Lineage: Eukaryota; Metazoa; Chordata; Aves; Galliformes; Phasianidae. The record is from RefSeq and is a predicted model, not a curated record.
UCUCUUAAUAAAAAGGUCCAGGAGCUUCAUAACAAGCUGUCUGAAGAAUCUAAAAGAGCUGAUAAAUUAGCAUUUGAAAUGAAACGACUUGAAGAAAAACAUGAAGCUUUGGUCAAAGAAAAAGAGAGACUGAUAGUACAGUGUGAUGCAUUGAAAGAGACUAAUGAAGAGCUCCGGUAUUCACAGAUGCAACAGGAUCAUCUGAGUCGAACAGAUGCAUCUCGUAUUAAAAGUCAUGAUAAUCUUGCUGCUGAGCUUUUGCCGGUGGAAUAUAGGUAAGACAUAAAGGUUGUGUUUGCUUUAUGAUUUUUGUGGACGGGGCGUAACAUUAAUUGUCUCCAUGAAAGCUCAGUGUUUUCAGGGCCUUUUCACCCACUUCUUGAUUUGCA